Adineta ricciae is the source of this 666-nucleotide messenger RNA. NCBI's taxonomy places the organism in Eukaryota, Metazoa, Rotifera, Eurotatoria, Adinetida, Adinetidae. The record is from the annotation of a GenBank genome assembly.
AUGCCAUUGGAAGGAAGCUAUGCAGUAUGGAAUAAUCGUGGCGGUUCAGGCAAAACAAAUUUAACUUACCAUUUAGCUAUCAAAUAUGCAUAUCGAAAUCCAGACAAAACCGUUCUUGUUGUUGAUAUGUGUCCACAAGCUGAUCUUAGUCACGCAUUUCUUGGCGAUGACGAAGAUGGCCAUGAUUAUGUCUCACAAAUUGGUUCGCUCAAGAAAGAUCCAAUGAUUCUUGACGGUCAACAACGUAUACCACGAACAAUAUCAGGUUAUUUAGAUAUCUACACAUCCGUUGGUUUACCAAACAAUGUUGAUCCACGAACAUUUCUCUUCAAUGUAUCCAAAUUCAACAAUCAAUUACCUCGUAAUGUCUAUUUAUUAUGCGGUGAUCAAUCCCUAGAGUUAUUAUCGAAAGCUAUGGACUUAAAACGAAGUUCAAAUACAAUCACUCCUUAUGCUAAUCCAUGGCGUACAAUAACACAGAGUUUACGUGCUUUUGUACAUAAAAUAGGCGAACGACGUGGAAUUAAAUUAAUGACUUUUAUCGAUACCAACUCAUCGUUUAGUAUCUGUACAGAGAUAGCAUUGACGGCUGCUNUGCUCAUCAGACAAAUACCAUUAGUUUCAAUUUUUUUUUGUUUAUUAUACUUUAUUUUUUUGUUUUCUUAA